AUGAGGCCUUCCGCCGUGCGUCUGCUCAACAUCCUCGUCCCCGUCAAACGGGCUGUGGACUUUGCAGUGAAGAUUCGCGUGAACCCAGAGCAGACCGGUAUAGACCUCAAUGUGAAGCAUUCUAUGAACCCGUUCGACGAAAUUGCCGUCGAGGAGGCCGUCCGACUCCGGGAACGCCUCAAAGAUGCUGUCAAGUCCAUCAAAGUCGUCACCAUUGGACCCCCCAAAGCUGUGGAGACACUCCGCACUGCACUUGCAAUGGGUGCCGACUCUGCUAUCCACGUGGAGAUUCCCGAAGGCACUCCUUCUCCCGAACCCCUCGCAGUCGCCAAGACCCUUCGCGAACUUGUGGUGCGCCAGAAAGAGGGCGUCGACUUGAUAAUCAUGGGGAAGCAAGCUAUUGACGACGAUGCAGGGCAAACAGGUCAAAUGCUUGCGGGGCUUAUGGAUUGGGCGCAAGCAACGUUUGCAAGUAGGGUAGACGUAGAUCCAUCGACAAAGGCGGCCAACGUGACAAGGGAAAUCGACGGAGGAUUGGAACAAUUGAAAUGUCAAUUGCCUAUGGUCAUCACAACAGACCUCCGACUUAAUGGCAAAUACGCAUCCCUACCUAACAUCAUGAAGGCAAAGAAGAAAGCGAUCGAAAAAAUCACGCCCGCAGACCUCGGCGUUGAUCUCACUCCUCGAUUACAAACUCUCAAAGUCACAGAACCCCCCAAACGUGUUGGUGGGGGCAAGGUGGCCAACGUCGAUGAGCUGCUGGUGAAGCUCAAGGAAGCCGGGAUUACUGCUAAGCGCGCAUGA
Messenger RNA from Pisolithus orientalis, 804 nucleotides. RefSeq lists its product as uncharacterized. The record is from RefSeq and is a predicted model, not a curated record. Lineage: Eukaryota; Fungi; Basidiomycota; Agaricomycetes; Boletales; Pisolithaceae. Gene Ontology annotation, molecular function: electron transfer activity. The transcript has 7 exons. The coding region runs from base 1 to 804 and encodes 267 amino acids. Gene Ontology annotation, cellular component: cytosol.